Molecule: messenger RNA, 741 nt
Organism: Neodiprion virginianus
Lineage: Eukaryota; Metazoa; Arthropoda; Insecta; Hymenoptera; Diprionidae
Gene: RpL18A
Product: 60S ribosomal protein L18a
Exons: 3
Coding region: 129-662 (177 amino acids)
Biological process (GO): translation
Cellular component (GO): ribosome; cytosolic large ribosomal subunit
Molecular function (GO): structural constituent of ribosome
Source: RefSeq, a predicted model, not a curated record
UCGAUGAAAUAAUUUUCAAGUGAUUUUAAAAAUCGCGAAUCCCGGUGGUUCAUGGCGGCCAUUUUCAAUGUCCAUUGACCACGGCGGCCUCUUUUUCCGGUUCCACUUCACGUAGGACGCACGGAACAAUGAAGGCUAAGGGAGAAUUGAAGGAAUUCGAGGUGAUCGGGCGUAAGCUCCCCACAGAGAAGGAAAAGGUAACCCCAUUGUACAAAAUGAGGAUAUUUGCUCCUGACGCUAUCGUGGCCAAGUCUCGAUUUUGGUAUUUCCUCCGUCAGUUAAGGAAAUUCAAGAAAACGACGGGAGAAAUUGUUAACCUCAAACAGAUCCCAGAGAAAACUCCGAUAAAAAUAAAGAACUUUGGUAUUUGGUUGAGGUACGACUCCCGUUCCGGAACUCACAACAUGUACAGGGAAUACCGUGACUUGUCAGUAAGCGGAGCUGUUACACAGUGCUACCGUGACAUGGGGGCUCGUCAUCGCGCCAGAGCUCAUUCCAUUCAGAUAAUCAAAGUCGAGGUUGUAAAGGCUGGAAACUGCCGCAGACCUCAAGUCAAGCAGUUCCAUGAUUCCAAAAUCAGGUUCCCGCUGCCAAAGCGUAUUCAACACCGCAAUCGUAUGCCUCUAUUCAGCGUACGCAAACCACGCACCUAUUUCCUUUAAGCAAUUUGUAUUUCUUCGGUGUAUUCAUUUGAGAAAUAUAAUCACUUAUAAGGGAAAUAAACAUUUUUAAACUAUCCUA